This is a messenger RNA of Arabidopsis thaliana (thale cress), 2409 nucleotides long. It is a transcript of the gene CSLA03, whose product is annotated as cellulose synthase-like A3. The transcript has 7 exons. The record is from RefSeq and is marked reviewed. Gene Ontology annotation, molecular function: mannan synthase activity; glucomannan 4-beta-mannosyltransferase activity. Lineage: Eukaryota; Viridiplantae; Streptophyta; Magnoliopsida; Brassicales; Brassicaceae. The coding region runs from base 991 to 2226 and encodes 411 amino acids. Gene Ontology annotation, cellular component: Golgi membrane.
UCAUUAGAGAAUUAACAAAGUUUUGAAGCAGAGGGAGGAAUGUUCAAUACUAGAAAAUUAAGACCAAAAAGUCAACAUCACUUUUAUAAGAGAAAAAAACGAGUACAACUGUAACAUUUACUUCGACUUUAUCUACGAGAGUAUUGAACAAGUGGGAUGCAAUUGACAACCUAAAUCAUGGCUCAUAGUUACAAAUUAUAUAUGACUAAUCAUUUUCCUUUUCUCUUAAAGUUGUUUAUAGUUUAGACAAUAAUAAUAGGAGAUGAAGAGAAUGUGAUGCUACUAACUCUUAUUUAAAUGAGGAAUAUAAACAAGAUCUGGUCCUGACAUUGUUAUGAAUCUUCAAACUCAGGACACAAACCAAGAUCUCGUGUAGAGGAAAAAAAACCUUUCCUCCAUGUUUAAGUUUUGAGCUUCUGGUUGGUUUCAAGUCCUGUGGAGAAAAAUGUCACCAUUUUUGAAGUUCUUUCUCUUUCUCUAUGAUUAUCUUUCACCUUCCUCUUUCUUUCUGGUCCAAAGAAAUACCUUAGGAGCAUCAUUAGAUACUACAGAUGGGGUUGUGAGAAGUGGCAUAAUUGGAGAGAUUAUAUACAUUUGGAAGCAGACAAGAAUCUUUGUCUUUAUACCAAUCUUGAAAUGCUUAGUGACAAUAUGUUUGGUAAUGUCCCUUUUGUUGUUCAUAGAAAGAGUUUAUAUGAGCAUAGUAGUAGUGUUUGUGAAAUUACUUAGACGAACACCUGAGAAAGUACACAAGUGGGAACCUAUAAACGAUGAUGACCUUGAGCUUGCCAAUACAAACUACCCAAUGGUUCUCAUUCAGAUCCCAAUGUACAAUGAAAAAGAGGUUUGUCAGUUAUCUAUAGGAGCAGCCUGUAGACUUUCUUGGCCAUUGGAUCGAAUGAUAGUUCAAGUACUUGAUGAUUCCACAGAUCCAGCUAGUAAGGUCCUUUGUUCAAUUUUUUUCCCCCCAAAAAUCUUUGGUUUAUAUGUAUGAUUGGUUCCUCAACUAUAUAUGGAACGUUUUUGACAUAUGAAAUGAUUUGGAAAAGACAGGAAUUGGUGAAUGCGGAAUGUGAUAAAUGGGCGAGGAAAGGUAUAAACAUAAUGUCAGAGAUUAGAGACAACAGAAUUGGAUACAAAGCAGGAGCAUUAAAGGCAGGAAUGAUGCACAACUAUGUGAAACAAUGCGAAUUCGUCGCCAUUUUCGAUGCUGAUUUUCAGCCUGAUCCUGACUUUCUUGAACGAACCAUUCCUUUUCUUAUUCACAACCAUGAAAUCUCUCUUGUUCAAUGCCGUUGGAAGUUUGUGAAUGCAAACGAGUGCUUAAUGACAAGAAUGCAAGAGAUGUCACUAAACUACCAUUUUGUGGCUGAGCAAGAAUCUGGAUCUUCAAUACAUGCUUUCUUUGGAUUCAAUGGAACCGCGGGUGUAUGGAGAAUCGCAGCUUUAAACGAAGCUGGAGGAUGGAAAGAUCGAACAACCGUAGAAGAUAUGGAUUUAGCAGUAAGAGCUUGUCUUCAUGGUUGGAAAUUUGUCUAUGUCCAUGACGUCGAGGUGAAAAAUGAAUUGCCAAGUACAUUCAAAGCAUACAGGUUUCAGCAACAUAGAUGGUCUUGUGGACCAGCUAAUCUAUGGAGGAAGAUGACAAUGGAAAUCUUACAGAACAAGAAAGUGUCGGCCUGGAAGAAAUUGUAUCUCAUAUACAAUUUCUUCUUCAUAAGGAAGAUUGUAGUACACAUCUUCACAUUUGUCUUCUACUGUCUGAUAUUACCAACAACUGUGCUAUUCCCUGAGCUCCAAGUUCCUAAAUGGGCAACUGUUUAUUUUCCUACUACAAUCACUAUCCUUAACGCAAUCGCUACACCUCGAUCACUCCAUCUUCUUGUCUUUUGGAUCUUAUUCGAGAAUGUAAUGUCGAUGCAUCGCACAAAAGCGACAUUCAUCGGGUUACUAGAGGCAGGACGGGUUAACGAAUGGGUUGUUACUGAAAAAUUAGGUGACACUCUCAAGUCUAAGUUAAUAGGUAAAGCUACAACUAAGCUUUAUACCAGAUUUGGACAAAGACUCAACUGGAGAGAACUCGUUGUUGGAUUAUAUAUAUUCUUCUGCGGAUGUUACGAUUUCGCAUAUGGAGGAUCAUACUUUUAUGUUUAUCUGUUUUUACAGUCUUGUGCAUUUUUUGUUGCUGGAGUUGGUUAUAUUGGCACAUUUGUUCCAACUGUUUAGAUUAGACUUUUGUAUUUGAGAGCAAAUGUGUUUUUGCUAUUUGAUUAGACCAAAUUAGAGAUUGGAUCUUGGUUACUUAAACCAAGUUAACUCUUCCAAUAUUCAUACUCAAAAUGUAAUUUUUUAAAUGGUGUUAUGAUCUUAAAAUUUGGUUAUCGAUCAUAUUCAUACGUAACAUUUUAU